UACGAAAUUCAGGGUUAACUUAAUUAAUUGGUGAAACGCUUUUGAUAUCUUGAUGAUUAAUUGUGGUGUUUAAUUUCCUGGGAAUAUGAAUUUUACUAGCUUGGGAGUUUAUUGUUUUGUUUUUCGGUUUUUGUUGAAUUUGUUUUUCCUUUUUUUUAAUGUUGAAGCAUGGAUUAUUGGUUUGAGUAAACAUAAUCUAUUGAUGAAGUCAUGUCCCCUUUCCUUCUUUUUUGCGUUACUAAUUUCUUCGUAUAGCAUUGGAUUGCUUUUGCUUACACAAUCAUGAUCCCAAGCCAUAAGCACUUAAAUUCAUAUGCAUUGAUAAGUUGUUAGUUCUACUUCCAACUUUCAACUUGAUCGACAAGUGUACAAUUUUAGUGGUUUGUUAUCCAAUUAUAAAAUGAAGUGGUUGGUCUCCCAAAAAUCUUGAACCGGUUUAUGUUGUCGUAGCUGAUUAUUGAUGGUUGGUGUAUCAAUGAGAAUCUUAUCGGGCUUUGGAGCCUACUCGGGUUUCAUCACUAUUCUUGCUUGGUUGCUUCUAACUGAGUCAUUUGGCUCGUUUGCUCAAAAUGAUGUCGAUUGCCUCAGAGCAAUAAAAAGUUCCCUGGAAGAUCCAUUGGGCUACUUAGGGUCAUGGGAUUUCAGCAACAACAGUCGAACAUCUAUCUGUAAGUUCAUUGGGAUCGAAUGCUGGCACCAAGAUGACAACAGGAUAUUGAAUAUCAGAUUGUCGGACAUGGGACUUAAGGGCGGUUUUCCUCAAGGAAUUGUUGGUUGCAAGUCCCUCACAGGCUUAGAUCUUUCAAGAAAUAAUAUUAGAGGAAACAUUCCAAAUAAUGUCUCAAAGCUAAUUGGUUUUGUCACUAGUCUUGAUCUUUCGUACAACCAGUUGUCCGGAGAGAUUCCCGUGGAUCUUGCGAAUUGCUCAUUCCUGAAUGUCCUGAGACUUGACAGCAACCAUUUGACUGGCCAAAUCCCCCUUCAGCUCAGCCAACUCACACGGCUUAAGACAUUUAGUGUGGCAAAUAAUCGAUUGAGUGGACAAGUUCCCACAUUCGCAAAUGCUAAUAUCCCAGCAGAAAGUUACGCAAACAAUUCUGGACUCUGUGGAGGUCCUUUGUCUCCUUGUAGGAAGGUCGAAGGCUAACCAUGCUUGGUGUGUACAUGGUUUAAGUUGUUCGGAUGUUUAUUUGUUUUCCUAGUUAAUUGUAAUAAGUAGAUGGGAGGUUAUUGACCAAUAUUAAUUGGCUUCGAUAUUCUUUCAGUCUACCAGUUAGGAUUUCCUUUUAGUUUAUUUCCUUUCGAUUUUCAAGUUUAUUUUCUUGAAGUUUUAUUUAUCCUUAUCUUUAUGAUUUUCUUUGCCGACAUAAACGCCUCAUUGUUGGACUAAAAAGAUAGAUCUUUUUCAUGUUA
Salvia splendens (bonfire salvia) is the source of this 1413-nucleotide messenger RNA. Its product is annotated as probably inactive leucine-rich repeat receptor-like protein kinase At5g48380. Gene Ontology annotation, molecular function: protein binding. The transcript is spliced from 2 exons. The record is from RefSeq and is a predicted model, not a curated record. Lineage: Eukaryota; Viridiplantae; Streptophyta; Magnoliopsida; Lamiales; Lamiaceae. The coding region runs from base 461 to 1147 and encodes 228 amino acids.